Molecule: messenger RNA, 2260 nt
Organism: Saprolegnia diclina VS20
Lineage: Eukaryota; Oomycota; Saprolegniomycetes; Saprolegniales; Saprolegniaceae
Exons: 9
Coding region: 1-2187 (728 amino acids)
Molecular function (GO): protein binding
Source: RefSeq, a predicted model, not a curated record
AUGGCCAAGAUCUACCUGCACUGCACGCCGUCGCCUGGCGAUAGCGACUUGCGCGCGUGGACGUACGUGCUGCGCGCGCCGCAGCUCGAUCGAACGACCACCGUGCUCGACGCUUUAACGGCGCUCGUGGCCGCCCACAACGCCAAAUUUAAGUCUGCCAUCGACACGCAAGGGCUCGUCGCCACACGCGCCGACGCUGCCGUGCGCCUCGAGAAAAAGCUGUCGCAGCUCCUUGUCGACGACUCGUGCGAGCUCGACGUCACGCGCCCAGUACCACAGCACACUGCCGCGUCGUUGACGACCGUCGGGCCGCUGCUCGCGCUCGCCGCCAAGCACCGCGACCGCGGCGAGUUCCGGUCGGCCAAGGCCUUGUGGGAGACCAUCUUGCGCGAGCUCGACCCGCGUCAAUGCGAGGCGACGCAUGGCCUCGUGCGCAUCUACAUGCAAGCGUCUGCAUGGGCUACAGCCAAAGCGAUCGCCGAGCCCGUCCUCGCGACCGCCGCGGCCACCACCGCGUCCAUUGAACUCUGCCUCGAUGUAGCUGAGUGCGAGCUGCACCUGCGGGCGUUUGCCCCGGCGCUGGAGCGGCUCGCGGCGCUGCGUGUUUCGGAUGCCGACCUUGUCGCGCGCGUCGACCGGCUCCAGGCGCGGCUUCAGCACGCUGCUGGCGACAUCGAGGCUGCGAUCGAGACGGUUCGGCGCCGGCUCGUCAUGUCGGACGAGACCGAUUUGGACGCGAUUGCGCUCUACAGCGCGAUCGCGCACGAACGCGGCCGGCCCGUCGAAGCGAUGCAAAUGAUCCUCAAGGUGCUCACGGGCCGCGCAAAGGACCGCGCGGUGCAAGCGCAAUUUGCCACGUUUUUGGAAGCGCCCGACGGGUUCACGCACCUCAUCGCGACGCUGGACCCGUCGAGUGCGACGACCGCGCCCGCCUUUGCGUACUUGGCGACUAUUGCUAAGGACUACAGCGCCAUGACGGGGUGCUUGGCGUGCUUUGCGCAAGCUGUCGCUCUCGCGCCCGCCCAUGCGUCGUAUGCACUCAACUACGUCCACGCGCUAGAAGUCGUCGUCGACCACGCGGCAGCGUACGACGUCGCCCGGUUGUUUUGUGCAAGCAACCCAACGUUGACGACGGGCGGGCUCGCCUGCCGUGACGUGGCCGCCAUCUUGGAGGCGUUUCCGACCCUCGACGCGGGCCGGGGCAGCCCUUCUGCCGAGCUCUACUGGACGUCGGACGGGUUUGUCAACGUCCAGCGGGCCGGCGUGGCGCAUCAGCUGCUGCCAGAAGACGACUGGGACCUCCUCGCCCUCUUCUUCGCCGUCGUCAAGAUUUUGUUUCUCGAAGGCUGUGGCGCGCCAUUGCACGCGCUGCUGAAGCUUCUCGAGCCGCUUCGCGUCGUCUAUGGCCACCACCUGCACCAAACGACGAUUCGAAACGAGCACGCAUAUUACUGCUGCAUCGCGCAACUGCUGUGCAUCCCGACUCCGCUGUUGGCCUUUCCGUCGGCCACGGGCAUCGAGACAGCCAAGGAGUACGAGACGGUCUAUGUCUGCGGCGACUCGCACACGCUGCCGACCGCAUGGCGGACUCUGACGCUCGGAACCCGCUCCGUGCGUCUCACGCCGGCGCUUGUGACGGGCCUCAAGCACUGUAGACCGCUCGCAAUGGUAUGUCAUGACACGUUAUGUCUAGGGCACUUGCGCCGCGCGUCAACGUUUUACCCGAAAAGGCACUUUGAACAUGUCAUCGCGCGCCUGCCGCGUCGCGCGCGGAUCGUGUUUCUCUUGGGCGAAAUCGACUGCCGCGAAGGCAUUCUGCUCGCGGUCGACAAGUGCCGCUACGAGAGCGUCGACGAUGGCAUGGUCGCAACGAUGAGUCACUUUUUGCAGGUGCUCGAGGCCCUCGUGCGCGCGCAUGGCUUUGACGCGUACAUCCACCCGAUCGUGCCCGUCUUGGACGAGACGCGGCACUUGGUCCUGCGGUACAACGCGCUCUUGCGUACUCGCGUCGAAGCUGCGUCGUUCUGCCAGUGGCUCGACUGCUUUGACGACCUCCUCGGCGAUGACGGCAAGCUCCAGCCCGCGUACGCUCUCGACGGGACGCAUCUCCACCCGGCGUACCUCGCCAACGGCUUUCAGACGGCACUGCACAGGACGCUGGGAUCGCAGAUGACUGCUGACGAGUAGCAAGACGAUUCGACGAGGCCAAGUUUCUACUAAAACUACAACACUAUGAUUUGUCUCGCAGCAUGCGGUAGAU